Fopius arisanus is the source of this 2641-nucleotide messenger RNA. RefSeq lists its product as uncharacterized. NCBI's taxonomy places the organism in Eukaryota, Metazoa, Arthropoda, Insecta, Hymenoptera, Braconidae. The coding region runs from base 312 to 2102 and encodes 596 amino acids. The record is from RefSeq and is a predicted model, not a curated record. The transcript is spliced from 5 exons.
AACGUUUCCAUAGAGGGACAACGGCCGCAAGACAUUACAGUCAAUGCCAAAAAAAAAUCGAAGAAGAAGAGGACCCAAAGGUGUUCAAUUGGUUUGACCAACAAGUGUCAAAACACGACCAUAACAAUCAGGGCCAGUCGCCCGAAAUAUCAGACUUCUGAUCCUGAAUGGAGACAAUGGGACAAUAACCAAUCGUGAGAAGACUUUUCUUUAUCGGGGAACAUACUAAGUGACAGUGACAGUCACCAGCCAACGUGAUGUGAUCCAGAGGAUGUGAUAACUCUUUUGUGUGAAAUGACCAUUAAUGCAAAAUGUGGAAAAGUAUUUGUGCAUUGUUUGGUGUCCUGUGCCUGUUGAAGCCUGGAGAAUGUACUGCGCACUGCUACUCCGAGUUCUGUCGUAACACCUCUCUGAGUUUGAUGGAAUCUCAAUGGGGAAAAUCCCUAGAAAAUGGAUCUUGUCUACUGACUCCCAUCCAGAAUAAUUCAGAUUGCAAAAACAUGAAAUUCAAUGGUUUAGGACGACUACCACCCCCUGGAGUGCCACUUGCAGAUUUUGAACUUUCUGCAUACGUCUAUCAUGAAAGAGGAACGAAAAUUACUGCCUUUAAUUUAACUAUUAAGGACAUCACAUUCCGAAAAUUGGUGACGAGGUACCAAGAACUUGUAGACUCGACAUCGUCUUACUGCCGACAUAUCCAUUUCUAUGGGCUAAAUCAAGCUAAUGUUAAACCGAAUUUAUUCGUAUCUUGUCCCUUUACUGCAGAAGCAUUCGAAGAACGGAGCUAUUGGUUGGAGUACUCAAUUAUUGGAGAUAAUUACGAAUACAGUAGAAAAUUACUGUUUAAUGUCCCAAGUCAUCAUCAUAUUGGUGAACGUGUGGAAGACGUACGGAAUUACAUUCCUUUCAUCUACGUCGACGUUUCCGACAUGCCUGUACUGCGCUUGCACAUCCAACCAUUACCGAAUAAAUUUAACAUCUCGAAUUACCGCAUCUGGGUGAUAAAUAAUGAGACAUCCACUUCGGAAAUCACCAAGGUCAAAUCGCUGAACUCUGAGGAGCAUAUCUCGCAUAAUUUCUCAGUAUCUGAUGGUACACACUACGUGUACGUCGCUGCUAUGCACCCACAUUGUGGAGAAUAUGGUUGCGUAAACAACUCACUGUCAGUCAUCACUAGGAAACAGCCGACGCGGCGGAUACUCAUCAUGAUAAUAAGCGUUGUUUGGAUACCACCUGUGAUACUCUAUGCGAUAUACUACCUGUACAAAUUGUACAACAGGAAUAAUUUGUUCAAGCAUGUCACCAGGAGGCCUAAGUGUCUUCUGGUUUACUCACCAACGCACAUGGCACAUGUCGACGUUGUUUUAAAUUUAGCUAAUUACUUGAGGUCUUGCAGGGUUGCGGCCAUGGUUGACGUACUUGAUAUUCCAGAAACUGUCACGAAGGAUCCAGGCUACUGGUGCAAUGAAGCUUUCAAGUCUGCAGAUACGAUAGUCGUCCUGGCCUCACCCCAUCUGGGAGCAGUAUCUGUACCAGUAAUCUACAAAAAUGUAGACAAUCAUGCCUUGAGACUUCUCAAAGAGAAUUACUCACUGAGAAACAAACGAUAUAUCACCAUCGAACUCCCUUAUUGCACGUAUGAGGAGAUCCCCGAAGAAGCCAGGCUCUUCAAAAGACUCAAGCUCCCAGAAAAUCUUGACAAACUCGUCAAGUACCUCCACAAUUUCGAGUUUAAUCGGUGCUUCACAGGACCGAGUGAACAUUUGAUCCAGAGCAUCGGCCUAGCGACCAUGGAAAUCACUCGGGAAAGACAAGAAAGUCCCAAGAAUAUUGACGAGACUCAUGGCCUCCUACCUCCUGCUGAUUCAACUACUAUUGCUACUGAAAAAUCAGAAAUCACUACUAUCGAGACAAAAAUUGUGAGUGACGAACCCAAGUUUGAGGAUCAUCAUCAAAUUCUUCAGGAAGAACCUCCAACGAGAACCUAUAGAACGAAUAUUCACGAAUUGAAUCUGUUCGGAGAGUGUGAAGAACCAGAGGAAAUUAGAUAUCGGCCUCCUGCUAACAUCAGUGGUUUCCGAAUUGAUCAAUUGAACUUGUGAAGCUGGUUAGCCUUUUUUGGGUUUUCUUCGGUAAGUUUAAAAAAAAAUCGUCUAUAAAAACUGGAAGACUUAUAAGGAAAUUUAUAUAAAAUGAUAAAAACUUGAUGAUAAAAUCAUACAAAAUUUUGGAACGUACGACAUUCUUAAACUGUCGAAAUGGUGAAAUACGUGGAGCGGGAGGUGAGAGGCAGAAUGAAAGCGGUCGAAUAAAUACUCUGAAUAUCAGUACGACAAUGUCAGAAAGUAGAGUAACAUGGUGAAAAAGUGAUAUAUCGCACCAGGUCGACUCCGGGCGACUGCCGUGAUAGAAAAUUCCGGAGUGACCACCUAAUUUCCGUAGCGAAACACUUUAAAAUAUUUUUUUCAGUUAUCAAUUUAUCUCGAAAAAUGUUGUGAUUUUAUAGUUGAUGCAUUGUUUAUAUUAACAUAUAAUUUUUUUCUAUACAUUUUGAUACCUGGUGACUGCGGUGACCUCGAUUAUUUCGUCAUUAUAUAAUUUAUAAUUGAAUAUGAAUAAAAAUGCACUCAAGUAAUAAUUA